AUGUCCGCAAACAACCUCUUAGCUGCCCUGCAGGCCUUGAAGAGAAAGAAACGCCUGGAGCAGCAGCUGACACAGAUCGACGGCACGCUUUCCACCAUCGAGUUCCAGCGGGAAGCUCUGGAGAACUCGCACACCAACACAGAGGUGGUGAGAAACAUGGGCUACGCCGCCCAGGCCAUGAAGAAGGUCCACGACAGCAUGGAUCUAAACAAGAUAGACGAUCUGAUGGAAGACAUCAACGAGCAGCAAGAUGUGGCCCGGGAAAUCAACGAAGCCAUCUCCAGACCCUACGGCGAAACUUACGACGAGGAUGAGCUGCUGGCCGAGCUAGAGGAACUGGAGCAGGAGGACAUGGAGGAUAACCUGAGGAGCAUGGGAGGACUGCCCUCAGUGCCCAGUGCAAGACUGCCCUCGGCUCCAUCAGGACGCGUAGCUCACCGCGCAAGUAUGUACAAGAUAUAUUUUCGAGUAACAUACACUGUAUUUGUAAAAGUGUGUCCUACAACAUUCUUCACCUUCAUGAAAAAAAUAGUCACUUUUAAAAUAUACAACUUUUUCUUUGUUCUCCAAAAUAAAUUAAAUUAUUUUGGAUAUGACCUUCUGCCCCUUCAGUUGUAUACAAUUUAGUUUUCAGAACAUUCC
This is a messenger RNA of Hippocampus comes (tiger tail seahorse), 642 nucleotides long. RefSeq names its product charged multivesicular body protein 4c-like. The record is from RefSeq and is a predicted model, not a curated record. Gene Ontology annotation, cellular component: multivesicular body; cytoplasmic side of plasma membrane; ESCRT III complex. Lineage: Eukaryota; Metazoa; Chordata; Actinopteri; Syngnathiformes; Syngnathidae. Gene Ontology annotation, biological process: late endosome to vacuole transport via multivesicular body sorting pathway; vesicle budding from membrane. Bases 1 to 627 code for a protein of 208 amino acids. The transcript is spliced from 3 exons.